CGGAGCAACGUGAGGUGUUACAAAACGGACAAGAGCGAUCGAGAUACUAUGGACCCGGUGGCGACGACCGUACCCGGCUUGAGCUUUGCGACAGACCUCCUCUUCAACCUCGAUGCAGUGCGCAAGGCGUGCAGCAGCGGCCUCUCGACGCACCAAGGUCUCUUGAGUCUCCUCAAGGGUCGCGUCCAGCUCGAGCUGCACUACGCCGCCGAGCUCACGCGGCUCGCCGACCAGUUCAAGGUCGACUAAGACAUGGCUGAUUUGCACCCGGCGUCGUACGUGAGCACGGUCAACGCGGCCUUGCUCAGCGUCAAGAGUCAGUACGUCAACGCAAGCGUGCAGCACAAGAGCCUCGCCAUGAGCCUCGACGAGGACGUCUACCGGCCAUUGGAUGCGCUCUACAAGAGCCUCGCCAAGAAGGAACAGUCGACCACCUCGUGCAUGGCCCGCGUCCGCAAGCAGGCCAAGGCGCUUGAGGAGAACUUUCGCAAGCAGCACACAAAGAUGGACAAGGCGUUCAAGGAGGCGACGAUGACGUACGCGCAAGCGCUUGAAGCUGGCAUUGCGCCGCGCGUGAUCCAAGAGCAGGUGGGCAGCGAGAGUAGCAGCAGCAACAACAAUGCGCUGGAAGACAGCCCGUCGUUUCUUGGCGAGCUCUUCCCCAAGCGGCGACCGACGACGACAUCGCGCAACGCAAGCAUCGAUAGCGUCAAGCUCGUGAGCUGGUUGCUGCCCAACGAGCACCAAAAGAAAGAAAGUCUCGCAGUCGCCGCCGCCCGCGCGGUCGAGAGCGCCGAAGCCGCCCGCUCCGAGUGUCGACACGCGUAUGCUGGUUUUGAGGAUGCCCGCAUUGCCUUGUACCGGUCGACGCAGUCGAUCCUCAACGACUACCAGACCAUUUCGGAGCAGCGUAGUACGCAGCUCACGACGAGUCUGCGCAAGCACAUCGUCUUCGAGUCGGCGACCCUUGCCAACCUACAAUACGACUGGCAAAUGGUGGCCAAGCCCAUGGAAGCGGUCGACGUCGACGCCGACAUUCGUGCGCUCAUCUUGCACAACUACCGCCCGAUCGUGCCGCACAUGACGAUCUCGGACCUCUGCACGACCGAGUCGCCGCUGCCGCACCCGCCACGCACCAAAGCGUUUGGCCUUCACGACGUGACCCUGCGCCGGUAUCCCCUUGACACGAGCGGCAAUCGGCACUCGGUCUACGGCUGGCUCGUCACACGCGACCAGAGCAUCUACGAGAAGGACGCCAAACCCGCAGUCGUGCCCGUCGUACCGUCGCAUGCCGUCGCCAAGGCUGUGCAAGCGGCGCUGGCAUGCGUUAUCUCGACCGUCGCCAAGCCCGAAGACACGGCGUUGCCCGACGACAAGCGAGACGACGACGACGACCGGGACUCGUCCGAGAGCACGCAUAGCACCGAGUGCUAA
This is a messenger RNA of Saprolegnia parasitica CBS 223.65, 1434 nucleotides long. RefSeq lists its product as hypothetical. The transcript is spliced from 4 exons. The coding region runs from base 253 to 1434 and encodes 393 amino acids. The record is from RefSeq and is a predicted model, not a curated record. NCBI's taxonomy places the organism in Eukaryota, Oomycota, Saprolegniomycetes, Saprolegniales, Saprolegniaceae.